UCUCUUCUCCCUGUAUUCUCCUCAUACGAACCCACCUCAGAGGCCCUUCCCAAGGCGCUCAGCCCAUCGACGAACACUGAAACGCCCACAAAGUCGCUCAAGAGAUCCACUGAUUCUCCUUCAUCUUUGUCUGGCUGGUGUUCGCCACUAUGCCUGUCCCUCUGUGGACCACCCCGAACAAGGCUGAGGCAAAGUACAACGUCGUAACCGAGUUCCCACAGCUUGGUCUUCAUGCCGCCGCUGCCUCCGGCAAUGUCGGGCUCGUGGAAUACGCUCUUGAACAUGGCCAACCUAUCAAUUCAGUUCUCGACGGCGUUCUCCCGAUUCACGCUGCGUCGGCUGGCGGCCACCCUCAAGUUGUGAAGAAACUGAUUGAGCACGGCGCUGACGUUAACGCUCCACGGUUACCAAGACGCUACUUCAACGACAAGAACCGAGACGCAUCUGCACCGAUCGUUGGAACCUCUUACUCAACUCCUCUCCACUUCGCAGCGGCGAAUGGUAACACUGAUGUUGUUACUCUUCUCCUACUCCACGGCGCCCAUCCAGAUCGAGAAGAUAAGCACGGUGUCACCCCCGAAGACCUAGCUCGAGCGAACAAUUGGAUCGAAUGUGCACAGAUCCUCCGGGACUGGGUAGUCAACAAGGACCGUGACCUACGAGAACGGGAAGUCUUGUCUACCAAAGACGGCAAUGGUGCGGCUUCGUCGUCCAGCCAAGCGCUUCAGUUAUCCACAUCCCCCGAACCCGAGUCUCCUUCCUUCCGGCGUCGACUCCAUGUAAAACAGUCCAUCGACACUGCCUUGAACAAGUUGAAGACGGGGAGUUUCUCGGAAACCUCGCUGAAACCUGGGCCAGCCGUUUCCAUGGGUUCCCCUCCCCAUUCGCCUAUGAAUUCUUUUGGGAACUAUUCUUUUGAUCCUGAUGCGAGAGAAAACCAUAGCACGCACGAACCGGCCUCCCGCCGACCCUCCCUUCCCCAGAUUCCCCAACCCUCGCCCGUUUUGGACGAAACUGGUCGAAGGAACACGACAUCAUCUGGCAAGAUGCGACGUCCUCGAUCUGCCGGAACAGGCGCGGAACCAUCAGGAGAACAGGAUGCUUGCUACACUCCAUAUGGAAGAGGAGGCGCUGGGCGUAGACUCGCUAGCAAGAUAUCAUUGUUGGGCAUGUUCAAGAAAGCCCAAUCCAGUGAUACAUCUGAAGGGAUUUCCUCGGCUAACACGACGCCUGUGAAGGGCUCAGCUUCAACCACAACCCUCCCUCUCACCCCGAACGCCCCCUCGCAUGGUCGAGCGAAUAAGGACGACACACAGGGAGGGCUUUCGCCAGACCCAAUUGAGCAACCUCAGGCUGAAGAUACGGCGCCAGCUUUAAACGAUAAGCAAGAGCCUACCCAAUCUAACCAUCGCCCUCCUGAUGUCGAUGUGGAAGGAAAGGGUAAAGAUGCCCACCAAUCUUCCGAGCCACAACCACGACCCAGAUCCUUUGGGAGUGCAUCGCGUUCCUCACUCUCCCCGGUCUUCACCAACGACAACACCGCCCAGUCGCUUGCCGCAUUGCAGAGCGAUUUCCCCUUCAGCAUCCAUCAACCACCGCCCACCGAGAACAAGUCACCCAUGAACCGUCAGCUCCAACUACCUGAGGUAGGGCGUGGCAGGGGCGACUCUUUAAGCAGUACAUGGACAUCAGACAGUAGCGGAAUGCCUCAAUACAGCACCGGUGGAUCGACUAUCAACAGUUCCCCAAGUCCAGUCCUCCAUACCCCUGGCAAUCAUACCAUCGCCCUACCCACCUCCAAGAAAAUCUCAGACGAUGAAGAAACCUACAAUCACAUUAUUCGAUCGGAUUCCGGAGGUUCAGAAUCGGUUCGCCAAUCCAGCCCACGAAGCAACGGCCAGAUCACUCUGAAUGAACGACGGGCCCAUUCACCCUUGGAUAUCGACAUUGGGGCAAUAUCAUCCCAUGAACAGGCGAAGGCUUUGGUUGAGAAAACUAGACAGGAUAUCUUGGAACUGGCCAGUGGUCAAGACGUCGGCCUGACUGUGUCUAACACUGGAUCUACACCACUAAGCGCCAAACUUGCGGCUUACGGCGAAAGUCUUGCUCUGCAACGAAGGCUGGAGGAGCAAGAAAAAAUGGGACAAGAAUCGACGCCUCCCUCGGCUGACGAUAUAAUCAGUGCACCCGCCCGCUUCGUUGGACAUGGAGUCGAGCGCCAACUCAGCCUCGAUAAAGCUGGCCGCAAUCAUAAACCCAGGACCAGAGGGAAGGAUCCUCGUCGCCCGUCGACUGCCGAUGGCCUUUCUAGCAGAGGGCCACACAACUCUUUUUUCCCUGGGGAGCACAUUCGCACGCAUCAAUCUUCUAUGUCGGUCUCCCCACCAGGCAUUGCUCAAGCUUCCAGCACGUCCUUUGAUGGGCGCGAAUUCCUUUCUUCUCAUCAACGUUUCCCUGCCUCCAUAACGCCAUCGAAGUCGCUGAUGACAGUUCCCGAGCCUUUGCUAUCCCCUAUCACUCCCCACCCCAUUGCUGAAUCAGAUUACGGCUCUGAAGCUCCUUCAGAUUUUGCUGACACGGAAACAGAAUCUUCGCCUUUUCCUUCAAGGCAUACCGCUUUGGUUUCGGCAACAGGCCUGCCCCGCAACAAGCUUCCAGUCAUGGCGAGGAGUCAUAACAGUGCGAAGAAGCUGAACCGAAUGGGAUUCACCGUGGUUGAUCAGGUCGCUCGUCCUGUUGCUCAGCCCCACUCCGGAAAGCUACUCGGAGGUUUCAAAUCCAUCAUGCAAUCCCUCAAAGGAAAAUAA
Molecule: messenger RNA, 2807 nt
Organism: Coprinopsis cinerea okayama7#130
Lineage: Eukaryota; Fungi; Basidiomycota; Agaricomycetes; Agaricales; Psathyrellaceae
Exons: 5
Coding region: 150-2807 (885 amino acids)
Molecular function (GO): protein binding
Source: RefSeq, a predicted model, not a curated record